Molecule: messenger RNA, 1575 nt
Organism: Penicillium concentricum
Lineage: Eukaryota; Fungi; Ascomycota; Eurotiomycetes; Eurotiales; Aspergillaceae
Product: Major facilitator superfamily domain general substrate transporter
Exons: 4
Coding region: 1-1575 (524 amino acids)
Biological process (GO): transmembrane transport
Cellular component (GO): membrane
Molecular function (GO): transmembrane transporter activity
Source: RefSeq, a predicted model, not a curated record
AUGGACAAAGACAAUCAUGAUAUUGAAGCCGUGGCGGACUCCAAGUCUGCACAUGUAAAGGCUGCUUCGGAAACGUCAACUCCGGGGAUGAUGGAAGAAGGCGAAAUCGUCACUCUCACAAAUGAAGACAACAUUCGCAUUCGGAAAAAGACCGAUAAAACGAUUCUAGCAAUCCUUACUUGGGUAUACUUCUUGCAGGUCUUGGACAAGGGUGUUCUGGGAACUGCUUCCAUUUUCAAUCUCCAGGAGGACACGGGUCUCGUUGGAAGUCAAUAUUCUCUGGUUUCUUCCAUUGCCCCUAUUGCACAGGUGGCAUGGCAGCCAUUCUCGGCAUGGCUCAUUGUCAAGGUCCCUCCCCGUAUUCUGAUGCCUUCCAUGGUUCUCUGCUGGGGAGUUGCAGCAGCCAGUACCGCUGCGUGCAACAGCUUUGCGGGCUUGGUCACCGUCCGUUUCUUCCUCGGUCUCUUUGAAGCCGGAUGCUUGCCUCUCUUCACCAUCCUCACUGGCCAAUGGUAUCGUCGGGUCGAACAGCCACUCCGUGUUUCCAUUUGGAACUCCAUGAACGGUACAGCCACUAUGGUGGCUUCUGCUUUGUCCUAUGGACUCGGCCAUAUCCCCUCAGAUGUGCUGAAGCCAUGGCAAAUUAUCUUCCUUGUUGUUGGAUUGGUUACUAUUAUCAGCGCACCCUUUGUUUACUGGAAACUCGACAACGACAUCACCACCGCCCGCUUCCUCACUGAACACGAACGACGACAGGGCGUGGAACGUCUCCGCGCAAAUCAGACCGGCUCUGCGUCUUACGACUUUGACUGGUCCCAGGUUAUCGAAGUUGUUCUGGACCUCAAGAGUUGGCUUUGGAUUAUCAUGGCCCUAUUGCCAAACAUGGGAUCGGCGAUGACGAGCACUUUCGGUCCUCUUAUUGUCAAAGGUUUCGGAUUUGACGCAUACGAAACUUCCCUGCUCAACAUCCCCUUCGGUGCUAUGCAGACGAUCGUCAUUGUCGGCGGUUGCUGGGCCUCGUACAAGUUGAAGCUGAAGUCCGCCAUUCUGAUCGGUUUCAUGAUCCCUGUUGUGACGGGUAUCGCAAUCCUUUACGCCCUCCCCCACGAAGAAUCAAAGCAGGGUCCUCUUCUCCUGGCCUACUAUCUUUGUGCCUUCUUGUUUGCCGCCAAUCCCCUGCUUCUCUCAUGGGUCGUCGCAAACACUGCUGGUGCCGCCAAGACGUCCGUCACAAUGGCUCUUUACCAGGCUGGUACCUCCGCUGGUGCCCUCUCCGGCCCGCUUCUGUUCACCGCAGAGCAAGCUCCAACAUAUCUUCCCGGUAUCCGGGCUGUUCUCGGACUCUUCAUUGCUUUGGUUGGCUGUGUGGUCCUCCAGGUUCUCAAUCUAGCCUGGUUGAACAGAAUGAACAAGAAGAAGAGAGUCAGCAAUGGAAAGAUGGCGGAUGUCCAAGAUAAAUCCAUGACUCAUGGGUUUGAGACUGACGGAAAGGUUCAGGGCCCACCUCCAACGGAAGCAGCACCAUUCGUGGACUUGACUGACCGAAAGAAUGAUGACUUUGUGUAUGUUUAUUAA